AAUUCUUUCAAUUUUCAACUAUAAAUGAUCGUCAAAUGCACCUUACAACAAUUGAUGUAGAAAACAAUUUAUUUCAUUCAUUAAUUACAAAAAUUACCCUUCAAAAAACCCAGUACCAAUUUCAACAACGUAAUCAAAAAAAACCAAUUGGUCAAAUUAGAUUGCUGAAAAUUACCUCUGAUAAUGAUAAAAAUAAAUGUUCAAUCUUAAAAACCAAUUUUAAUCAUAACAUAAAGGAGGGAGAGUACAUUGUCAUUAAAGGACAAAAAUUAAGUGUUGUUGAUGUAAUUUCAGAUACUAAAUUGAAAGUUGCAGGUGUAUAUCAGACCUUAUCACUUGACAAUGAUGAUGCAUGGGUAGACUUUCAAACUGUGCCAAAGACAAAACUUAAUGGUUUUAUUGAUGCAUAUAAAUUAAUGUUUGAAAAGUAUCCAAUUGAAAGUUGCAUAGAUUCUGAGCAAAACAGGCCACUUAAUUUGAAAAUACAUUUUAAAACCACCAUUACAACAUUUUCAGAUCUAGAUAUUGAAAAAAAUAAUUUUAUAUCAAAACAUUCAAUUAAAUAUCAACUAGGAGAAUGGAUAAUUCAACUUUCAUGUUUAAUACCCAUCCAGAUUGCAGUUGCUAAAAAUAAUCAAUUUCAACCACUUCGAGAUGGUUUAGCAUCAAAUGAUUAUGAGGUAGAUUUUGAUGAUGAACAUGGGCGUCGUUUUGGUGGUAUUGCAGAAAAUAUUUCACUUGGAUGGUAUGAAGGUAUAUUUAAACAUUUUGGUGAUCGUCAAGUCAAAGUUGUUUCAAGUAUGGGUGAACAAUCAUGUGGGAAAUCAUAUAUGUUGAACCACCUUGUUGGAACAACAUUUGAUGGUUCUGCAAUGAGAUGCACUGAAGGAGUGUGGAUGUCAUUAUUUAUAACAAAAAAAUAUAUUUAUGUUGCACUUGAUUUUGAAGGAUUAAA
This is a messenger RNA of Entrophospora candida, 955 nucleotides long. NCBI's taxonomy places the organism in Eukaryota, Fungi, Glomeromycota, Glomeromycetes, Entrophosporales, Entrophosporaceae. The record is from the annotation of a GenBank genome assembly.